GCCGCCGCGGGGCCGCGCUCGGACAAGACAACAUGGCGGCGGCGCUGCUGUUGGCUUUGGGCUUCGCGCUCCUGGGCGGCCAAGGCGCCUGCGCUGCGGCGGGCACCAUCUUAACCUCCAUCAACGACGACGGCUCCAAGACACACCUAACGUGCUCUCUCAACAGCAGUGGCGUCGACAUUGUUGGCCACCGCUGGAUGAGAGGUGGCAAGGUACUUCAGGAGGACACGCUCUCCGACCUGCAGAUGCAGUACACGGUGGACACAGACGACAGCUCUGGGGAAUAUUCCUGCAUCUUCCUUCCCGAGCCCGCCGGCAGGGGUGACAUCCUUGUGGAAGGACCACCCCGGAUCAAGGUCGGAAAGAAGUCGGAGCAUGCCAGUGAGGGAGAGAAUGUGAAACUGGUCUGCAAGUCUGAUUCAUCCCACCCUCCUAUCACUCAGUGGAACUGGUUUAAGACCUCUGACUCUGGAGACCAAGAGAUCACCAAUGGCUCCGAGAGCAAGUACGUCGUGAUAUCCACAGCGGAGAGAUCUGAGCUGACCAUCAGCAACCUGGACAUGAAUAGCGACCCUGGCACCUACCUGUGUAACGCCACCAACCCCCAGGGCACUGCCCAGGAGAGGAUCACACUGCGUGUGCGAAGCCGCCUGGCUGCCCUCUGGCCCUUCCUGGGCAUCGUAGCUGAGGUCCUGGUGUUGAUCACUAUCAUCUUCACUUAUGAGAAGCGACGGAAGCCCGACCAGAUCCUGGACGAGGAUGACCCUGGUGCCGCCCCACUGAAGGGGGGCGAGCAUCACACCAAGGACAAGGACAAAAUUUGAUCCCAACCCAGCGUCUACCUCCACUCCCUGGUCCCAACUGUCCCUACCUGAGCCUACCCGCCCCCCCCUCCUUUCCCAACCCGGGUGAAGACAGAACCUCACCGUGCAGAAAGCCCACUUGGAAGACGCAAGCUGCCCACAGCACCUGUUUUUAGUUUAAACUAAACAAGGUUUCUAUGCAGAGAAUCCAUUCCUUAGGGGUUUCUGUUGUUUGAUUUUGUUUCCCUUCCCUUUCUCAAGUGUGUCACUGCAACCCUGUGGAGUGGGGGAGUGGGUUUUUGUCCUUGGCCAUGAGGGAGAGGCCAGGGCAAGCUCUGACUUCUUGGUGGAGGGGGGCCACCACCUGCUCCCCUGUAUGAGACUGCCCAUCCCCACCAUGGGCAACAUGGCUGGGCCUGCUGGGACCCCACAAAUAGAGACCUACCCCACCACUAAAAUAAAUAAAUAAUAUAACAUACUAAA
This is a messenger RNA of Peromyscus maniculatus bairdii (prairie deer mouse), 1286 nucleotides long. The record is from RefSeq and is a predicted model, not a curated record. Lineage: Eukaryota; Metazoa; Chordata; Mammalia; Rodentia; Cricetidae.